AUGUCAGUAUUGGGCUCAUUUCUCGUUAACCAAGAGGUGGCGAACGUUAGUUGGCGUUGUCCGCGAUGCUCUCCGCAAAGCGCCCGGCGUCUCAAAGUUCCAGAGACUACGGCUAAGAAUCGCGGGAAGAAGUCCGCCCCGAAUAGCGAUGCAGGGUCCGAUCGUGGAGCUGGUUCCGUCUUAGACCUGACUGAGCAGCAGUUGGAAGAGGAACAGCUAGCAAUGGAGAUGGCCUUUGCAAAGCAGAUCGAGUUGCGGAAACAGCGUUUUGCUAAGCAGCAGGCUUGGAACGAGAGGCGGAUGAAGCUAGAGUGGGAGAUGCGCGAGCAGGAGCUACGAGCGCAGCGUGAAAUGGAGCAGCGGCAGCUAGAGCAUGAGCAGAAAAUGCUUGACUGCCAAUUGGCCGCAGAACGUGAAUUCUCGAAGAAGCGGGAUGCUAUUCGGAAACAGUUCGACGACAGCAUUAAUAAGGUCAACGCAUUGAAGGGCCAAUAUGGAGCUGUCAGCGGUGCUUCUGCCUCCAAACCGGAACAGAAGCUGGAUGACUGGAUGCUGGAUUAUCGCGGAGCCUAUCCAAAGCAAGGAUAUCUGCAGACGGGAAGCAGAAGUUUGGCCUUGUUUAUCAGCAGUUUCGAGUACACGACUGCAGCUUGCGGAUUCUCAAACCUCGAGAAUUUGAAGCGUUUGCAGGACUGUCUACAGGGUGACGCACUUGAGGCGGUCAGGAGUCGGCUAGUGUUACCGGACUCUGUUCCGGAUGUGAUCGGGGAUCUUCGAAAUCUGUUCGGAAAACCGGAGAAGCUGCUCAGAACGUUGCUGUCGAAGGUGAGGAACGCGCCGUCACCGAGAGCUGAUCGAUUGGAGACGUUCAUCAGCUUCGGGAUAACGGUGAAGCAGUUAUGCGACCACCUUGAAGCGUCAGGACUUUGCGACCACCUAAACAAUCCGAUGCUGGUGCAGGAGUUAGUUGACAAGUUGCCACUGAGCUACAAACUGGAUUGGGUCCGGUAUAAGCGAGGGAAGGUGGACAGUCCGUUGCGAAUGUUCACGAACUUCACAAAUGACAUCGUUUCGGAUGUGUCGGAGGUGACGGAGUUCUCGACAUUGUCGCUAAGCGAGCGCGAGCCUUCGCGAAUGGGGAAAGGAAAUUCCCGAAAGAAGGAGUUUGUCCAUCUCCAUGGCGCGGACCAGGUUUCUGAUGAAAUUCAAAGAGAGACAGUAACUAAGCCGUGCUGGAUCUGUAAACGAACGGAUCAUCUCAUCAGGUGCUGUGAGGAGUUUAAGCGGAUGAACAUUGCCGCCAGGUUGAGAGAGGUUGAGCGACAAAACCUGUGUGGUCUUUGUUUGAACAAACACGGAAACAGCAGAUGCACCUCGAAGAUUCGAUGCUUCAUGCAAAAUUGUCGUGGAGGCCAUCAUCCACUUUUGCAUCGAGUGGAGGAAUCGGUGCGGCUGCAGAAGGUAGAAUGCAAUGCUACCGAAAAGGCAGAUAGUGCGGUUAUUUUCCGUAUGAUGCCGGUGACGCUUUACGUGGGCAAACGACAGUUCGAUACUACUGCGUUCUUCGACGAAGGGUCGUCGGCUACGUUGGUAGAUGAUCUGGUGGCCAGGCGGCUGAUAGCAGAAGGUACUCUAGAGCCGUUGAUAGUGACGUGGACGGGCAAUAUCAACCGCUUUGAGACCGAUUCGAGGAAGGUCGAACUGAUGAUGUCGGCGAAGGGUUCGAAGGAGAAAUUUCCGCUGUUCAACACUCGAACGGUAUCAGAGUUGGUGCUGCCGAAGCAGAACGUGCGAUUCGCAGAUGUGGUAAAAAAAUAUUCCCAUCUUGCACGCGUUCCGCGCCGUUGUAGUCGCGGGUCGGUAAGCCAAACGAACCGAUUGCCGUGCGGUCAAAGAUUGGCUGGACAGUGUAUGGAGAACCGAAGACCGAGUGCGUACACUUACCUGAAUCUGCACUCGAUCGUUCCAGCAAGCAAUCAAGGUCUCCAUGACAUGAUGCGAGAGCAAUACAUGCUAGAUGAGACAGCGAUUGCGACGUUCGCUGUACCGGAGCCCGUGGAGGAGAAAAGAGCUCGAGAGAUGCUUGAGACAACGACGAAGCGAGUGGGUGAUCGCUUCGAAACGGGGUUGCUGUGGCGUGAGGACGCACGACGAUUCCCUGACAGCUAUCCGAUGGCUCAGAUCGAGGACUAUCAAGUCAAACACUACGCGCACAAGGCGAGUGAAGCCGAACUGAAGGGUACGCCACAAACCGCUGUGUGGUAUCUACCGCUGAACGUCGUAGUGAAUCCGAAGAAGCCGAGUAAGGUGCGCUUGGUUUGGGAUGCUGCAGCAUCAGUGAACGGAGUCUCUCUUAACUCAGAGUUACUCAAAGGUCCGGAUAUGCUAGUUCCGCUUCCCAGAGUAAUCUGCAAUUUUCGGGAACGGCCAGUAGCAUUUGGUGGUGACAUUCAAGAAAUGUACCAUCAGAUCCGGAUCAGACCUGAGGAUAGGCAAGCGCAACGGUUUUUGUUCCGAGCGAACACUCAAUUCGUGAAGAACUUGAAUGCAGCAGAUUUCUCGGAGAAGUACCCUGAAGCAGUAGAAGCCAUCGUGAAGCGUCACUACGUAGAUGACUACUACGACAGCGUGGAUACUAUCGAAGAAGCGAUCCAGCGAGCCAGCGAGGUGAGGUACAUCCAUUCGUGUGGAGGAUUUCGGAUCAGAAACUGGGUGUCGAACUCUGCUAGAUUUCUCGAACAAAUAGGAGAAAGGAGUGUCGAUUCCGCAGUGCAUUUCAACUGGGACAAGAACAACGAAUACGAGCGUGUGCUAGGCGUCGUUUGGGACCCGGUUGGAGACGAGUUCCGUUUUGCGACCGAAUGGAAAGCAGAGUACAACAAGGUUUUCCUAGAGGAAAAAUGCCCGACGAAAAGAAUUGUUCUGAGCAUUGUGAUGGCGCAAUUCGAUCCAGCAGGAUUUCUUGCUCCAGUUACAAUUCUCGGGAAAAUGCUGGUUCAGGAUCUGUGGCGGACAGGCUGCGACUGGGAUGAUGCAAUCGAUGAGCUGUCGUUCAGGAAGUGGUUGCGGUGGACCAACAUUCUCGCAGACGUGCCAGUGUUUAAGCUACCUCGAAGCUAUUUCGGAACUGCGAGAUCAGAUGAGGUCGAAGAAGUCCAGCUUCACAUCUUUGCGGAUGCCAGCGAGACGGCGUACGGAUGUCUGGCAUACUUCCGUGCAAUCGUACGGGGUAAGGUGGUGUGUUCGCCAGUGAUGAGUCGAGCGAAGGUAGCACCGUUGAAGCAGCUGUCGAUUCCGUGGCUAGAACUCCUGGCAGCGGUUCUUGCGGCAAGGCUGGCACGAACGAUCGAGGAGAAUCACAACUUCACGAUCAGUAAAGUGGUGUUCUGGAUUGACGCAGAAGUGGUGCUGUCCUGGAUUCGGUCGGAUCAGCGCCGCUACAAGCAAUUUGUUGGUUUUCGCAUUGGCGAAAUUCUUAGUUUGACUAAACUGACAGAUUGGCGAUGGGUUCCGACGAGAUUGAACGUGGCGGAUCUGGUAACCAAAUGGGGUAAAGGUCUGGAGAUACACCCCAACAGCCCGUGGGUACGUGGGCAACAAUUUUUGUACGACAGUGUAGAAAAGUGGCCGAAGAGAGAAUUACCUCCAGCUAACACUACGGAGGAACUUCGGGUUCACUUGAUGCUGCACGACGUGCAAGUUGCACAGGCUAUCGUGGACGCCAAUCGGUUUUCUAAGUGGACAGUGCUGGUGAGGACGAUGGCGUGCGUAAUCCGGUUCGUGUCGAACUGUAGACGAAAGAGCAAAAAACUGCCGAUUGAGACGCUAAAAGCAACGAGCAGACAGAGCAGAAUACUACAACUGACGCCAGCUACGUCAGUACGUGUGGCGCUACAGCAAAGUGAGUACGAGAAGGCGGAACUAUGGCUGAUGAAGAUGGCACAGGCGGAGUGUUUCAUCGAUGAGUUGAAGGUACUGGUCAGAAAUAAAGAUCGGCCGGUGAGCCAAUGGCUGGCGAUCGAGAAGUCCAGUGCACUCUACAAACUUACUCCGCUGAUUGACGAAAACGGGCUGAUUCGAAUGGAGGGGAAAGCAGAGAAAGCAGAGUUGCUGUCAUUCGAUCUACGUUUUCCAACGAUCCUGCCACAUCAGCAUAAAAUCACGCAGCUGAUUGUUCAGCAUUACCACGAGAAGAGCGGUCACGGAUAUCGACAGGCGGUGAAGAACGAGCUGAAGCAGCUGUUCUACAUUCCGCAGCUUGACGCAGUAGUCCGGAAGGUGUCGUCGUCUUGCGUAUGGUGUAAGGUCCAUCGAAGUCGGCCUCGAGUUCCACGAAUGGCUCCGCUACCAGUGCAGCGGUUAACACCGAAUCUUCGUCCCUUUAGUUACACAGGUGUGGAUUAUUUGGGCCCGUUUGCUGUUACUGUGGGACGCCGAACGGAGAAGAGAUGGGUCGCAUUGUUCACCUGCUUGGCAACCCGCGCGGUGCACCUGGAGGUGGCUCACGGACUGACUACGUAG
Messenger RNA from Topomyia yanbarensis, 4521 nucleotides. RefSeq lists its product as uncharacterized. The record is from RefSeq and is a predicted model, not a curated record. Bases 1 to 4521 code for a protein of 1506 amino acids. The transcript has 5 exons. NCBI's taxonomy places the organism in Eukaryota, Metazoa, Arthropoda, Insecta, Diptera, Culicidae. Gene Ontology annotation, molecular function: nucleic acid binding.